AUAAAAUUAACAAAGCCCACCUUCAGCUGAUCACUCACCAUUGAUCUCGCUCAAUCUCUCUCCUUUCACAAUCUGAAGCGCAGCCACACUUCAGCUCAGUUCUUGUUAUUAGCUUUUGAUUUGUUGUUCUGUUCAUGCCUGUUUGGAAUGGUUCAAUAAGACUCUGUGUUCUUGAAUCUUGAUAUAUCUUUUUGUUCAGUUCUUGCAUUUGAAGAUAUACAAUCUAAAGAUCCAUAGCGUUUUCGUUAGUGGGCAUUACUAGAUAUGGCCAAGGAACAAUUGCAGGUGCUUAAUGCACUUGAUGUGGCAAAAACACAAUGGUAUCAUUUCACUGCAAUCAUUAUUGCUGGGAUGGGUUUCUUCACUGAUUCAUAUGAUCUCUUUUGCAUAUCCCUUGUCACAAAAUUGCUUGGCAGAAUAUAUUACCAUGUUGAUGGUGCAAAGAAUCCUGGAACUUUGCCUCCCAAUGUAUCAGCGGCUGUUAAUGGUGUGGCAUUCUGUGGAACUUUAUCAGGCCAACUCUUCUUUGGUUGGCUUGGUGACAAGAUGGGUCGGAAAAAGGUCUAUGGGAUAACCCUUAUACUCAUGGUGUUAUGUUCCGUUUGCUCAGGCCUUUCCUUUGGAAAGGACCCAAAAGGGGUUAUGGUAACACUUUGCUUCUUCAGAUUCUGGCUUGGGUUUGGUAUUGGCGGUGACUACCCACUUUCUGCCACUAUCAUGUCUGAAUAUGCUAAUAAAAAGACUCGUGGUGCCUUCAUUGCAGCAGUAUUUGCAAUGCAAGGGUUUGGAAUUUUAGGAGGAGGCAUAUUUGCUAUAAUUGUAUCCUCUGUAUUUAAGGCCAAGUUCAAGGCUCCCGCUUAUCAAGUUGAUCCAAUUGGCUCAACUGUUCCCCAAGCAGAUUAUGUUUGGCGAAUUAUUCUGAUGUUUGGAGCAUUACCAGCAGCACUUACAUACUACUGGCGUAUGAAGAUGCCUGAAACUGCUCGUUACACUGCUCUUGUUGCCAAGGAUGCCAAGCAGGCUGCAGCUGAUAUGUCCAAGGUUCUGCAGGUUGAUAUUGAGGCAGAACCUCAGAAGAUUGAGAAGUUGAAUCAGGAGACAGCCAAUUCUUUUGGUUUGUUUUCGAAAGAAUUUGUUCGUCUUCAUGGACUUCACUUGCUAGGAACAACAACGACAUGGUUCUUACUUGACAUUGCAUUUUACAGCCAAAAUCUGUUCCAGAAGGAUAUUUUCAGCGCCAUUGGAUGGAUUUCAUCAGCCAAGACUAUGAAUGCCAUUGAGGAGGUUUAUAAAAUUGCAAGAGCACAAACACUAAUUGCUUUAUGCAGCACUGUCCCAGGCUACUGGUUCACAGUAGCCUUAAUUGACAAAAUGGGAAGAUUUGCCAUUCAACUGAUGGGAUUCUUCUUCAUGACAGUGUUUAUGUUUGCCCUGGCCAUUCCUUAUAACCAUUGGACUCACAAGGACAACCGAAUUGGAUUUGUUGUUAUGUACUCAUUAACUUUCUUCUUCUCAAAUUUUGGGCCUAAUGCCACCACAUUUGUCGUGCCAGCUGAGAUUUUCCCUGCAAGGUUAAGGUCUACUUGCCAUGGCAUAUCAGCAGCAUCUGGGAAGCUUGGGGCAAUAGUGGGUGCUUUUGGCUUCUUAUAUUUGGCUCAGAACCAGGACAAAAGCAAGGCUGAUGCAGGGUACCCUGCAGGCAUUGGGGUAAGGAAUUCACUUCUUGCGUUAGGUGUGAUCAACUUCUUAGGCAUGCUUUUCACUUUCCUGGUGCCAGAAUCUAAGGGGAAAUCACUGGAGCAGAUGUCUGGUGAGAAUGAGCAUGAGCAUGAACUUGAACAAGAACAGCAGUAA
Hevea brasiliensis (rubber tree) is the source of this 1854-nucleotide messenger RNA. RefSeq names its product inorganic phosphate transporter 1-4-like. Gene Ontology annotation, biological process: transmembrane transport; phosphate ion transport. The record is from RefSeq and is a predicted model, not a curated record. Gene Ontology annotation, cellular component: membrane. Lineage: Eukaryota; Viridiplantae; Streptophyta; Magnoliopsida; Malpighiales; Euphorbiaceae. Bases 265 to 1854 code for a protein of 529 amino acids. Gene Ontology annotation, molecular function: phosphate transmembrane transporter activity. The transcript has a single exon.